CCUUUCUCGUCGUCUCCCCAGUAAGUGCUGUUGCUGAAGGAUUCCGUCCAUAUACGUAGACAGUCUGCAGCAAGCUCUGUCCACUGCCUAUACUUCAAUUGCAAUUCCAGCAUUCUUCUUCCGCAAUCAUGGUGCUCCCCUUCGGCGUCUACAGAGCCGACCACGUAGGCUCGUUCCUGCGCCCAAAAUCUAUCCAUGACGCUCGCGAGGCUGUUGCCGAGAACAAGUCGACUCUCGAGGAGCUCCGCAAGGUCGAGGACAAGGCAGUCACAGACGUAGCUUCCAAGCAAAUCGCAGCUGGCAUACGCUCCAUCACUGACGGAGAGUUCCGCCGCGCCUACUUCCAUCUCGACUUCCUCCAGCAUUUGGACGGCAUCGAGAUCCGCGGACAGACGGGUCUGAUCAGGCCGCACGGCUUCUCCCCGCCUGUCCUCGCCGUCACAGGCAAACUCGGACACCCCAAGAGCAUCCAGGUCGACGACUUCAAGUUUCUCGAGCAGGCUAUCAAGGACAAUGGCGGCGCCGCCACCACCAAAGUCUGCAUACCGAGUCCUACCAUGGUCCACUUCCGCGGCGGUCGCGCCAGCAUCGACAUCGAAGCGUACCCAGACCUCGACGAGUUCUUCACCGACCUCGCGAGGGUGUACCAGGAGGAGCUCGACGACCUGUACAAAGCCGGGUGCCGCUUCGUGCAGCUCGACGACACCAACCUGGCCUACCUGUGCGACCCGGACAUGCGCAAGGCGGCCGAGGAUCGCAACGAAGACCUCUCUACACUCCCCAGAAAGUACGCCGAGCUCAUCAACGCCGCCAUCUCCAAGCGGCCCGCAGACAUGAAGAUCGGCAUCCACCUCUGCAGAGGCAACUACCGCUCCAAGUGGUUCGCGUCCGGCGGCUACGAGCCCGUCGCCGAGGUUCUCUUCAAGGAACUCAACGUCGACGCCUACUUCCUCGAGUACGACGACGCGCGCAGCGGUGACUUCAAGCCCCUCCGCCACCUGCCCGAACACAAGGUCGUCGUCGUGGGCGUCAUGUCGAGCAAGAAGAACACCCUCGACGACAAGCAGGAGAUCAUCGACCGCAUCAAGCAGGCCGCCGAAGUCGCGCCCAAGGGACUUGAGCAGCUGUGCCUAAGCCACCAGUGUGGUUUUAGCUCCACGGUCGAGGGCAACGAGUUGACCGAAGAGGAGCAGUGGGCUAAGGUCCGCCUCAACGUCGAGAUCGCCAAGGAGCUCUGGGGUGAUGAUCUGAGUAAAUAAACGUGAAAACAUGAAACGAAACAGAAGGGAACGAGACGAAACGAAAAAAAAACUACUUCACCAAACAUAAAAGAAGUAUACCAAAGCGUGGUUGGGCGCGAAUUGCAUAGCAUGGUUUUCUGGUAGCGUAUGGUGUGUGUACCUAGGUACUUUGGUUAUUGAACGACGUCGUUGGCAUUUGUACUGUAAUUAGUAUCUAGCUUGUUGGUGUUGGGGCGGAGU
Messenger RNA from Aaosphaeria arxii CBS 175.79, 1481 nucleotides. RefSeq names its product UROD/MetE-like protein. Lineage: Eukaryota; Fungi; Ascomycota; Dothideomycetes; Pleosporales. Bases 129 to 1259 code for a protein of 376 amino acids. The transcript is spliced from 2 exons. The record is from RefSeq and is a predicted model, not a curated record. Gene Ontology annotation, molecular function: zinc ion binding; 5-methyltetrahydropteroyltriglutamate-homocysteine S-methyltransferase activity.